This is a messenger RNA of Manis pentadactyla (Chinese pangolin), 4304 nucleotides long. It is a transcript of the gene SLC5A6, whose product is annotated as solute carrier family 5 member 6. Gene Ontology annotation, cellular component: membrane. The transcript is spliced from 17 exons. The coding region runs from base 667 to 2586 and encodes 639 amino acids. Lineage: Eukaryota; Metazoa; Chordata; Mammalia; Pholidota; Manidae. Gene Ontology annotation, biological process: sodium ion transport; pantothenate transmembrane transport; biotin transport. Gene Ontology annotation, molecular function: sodium-dependent multivitamin transmembrane transporter activity. The record is from RefSeq and is a predicted model, not a curated record.
CACAUGUGGAGGGGAGAAGGGAAGCCAGGAAGUAAAGAGCGUAAGGGUGAUGAAGGAGCUAGGAGUGAAGGGCAAACCUCCGCGGGAGGAGACAAGCCUGGAGACGCCCCGGGAACUCUGCCCCUUCACUUCAGUCCUGAUACCGCGCGGCGUCCGGAGCCCUGGCGGGGAGGUAAGGGUGGGAGAGACUCCUAGCUCCUCAUCUCCUUUGCCUUCCCAGGAAGACGGAGCGAUGCUGCUCUCAGGAAGGACGAAGGGACCUUCUUAGCCCUUGCUGAGCUACGGAGCCUCCAGGGCUGAACUGGUGUUUGGGGGCCAUAGAGCGAUAGGACCAUUUGGAUCACAGCAAUUGGUUCCCUGACGGAGCCAGAACAAAUAGCAGCUGAGCCUCAUUCCACCCACCAAUUCCUGAUCUCACCUCAGCCACUUACAGAACCCAACUCUCAGCCUCUGCCCAGGUCCAGACACACAGCUUGUCCAGGCAGCUCUGCCUCAGAGCAGGGAUUGCUUCUCCAGCUCACCCAGGACAAUGUCAGUUGGUGGAGAAGGAAGACUGUGAGACUGGCUGGGAACCAGGUUGUAGCCACUUGCCUGCCUCUGCCCAGCCAAGUGGCAGCCCAGAGCCCAGAGCAUCAAGUGGCCAUAGGUGACAGACACAGUGAAGAUAUGAGGGUGGGGGUGAGCACCUCGGCCUCCCUGCCUCCAGCCUCAGACACAAGCGUGGUCACAUCUACUUUCUCCCUUGUGGACUAUGUGGUCUUCAUCCUGCUGCUGGUUCUCUCCCUUGCCAUUGGGCUCUACCAUGCCUGUCGUGGCUGGGGCCGGCACACCGUUAGCCAGCUGCUGAUGGCAGACCGCAAAAUGGGCUGCCUUCCUGUGGCACUGUCCCUGCUGGCCACCUUCCAGUCAGCGGUGGCCAUCCUGGGUGUACCGUCAGAGAUCUACCGAUUUGGGACCCAGUACUGGUUCCUGGGCUGCUGCUAUUUCCUGGGGCUGCUUAUCCCUGCGCACAUCUUCAUCCCUGUCUUCUACCGCCUGCAUCUCACCAGUGCCUAUGAGUACCUGGAACUCCGAUUCAAUAAAGCUGUGCGGGUUUGUGGGACAGUGACCUUCAUCUUUCAGAUGGUGAUCUACAUGGGGGUUGUGCUCUAUGCACCUUCCCUGGCCCUCAAUGCGGUAACUGGCUUUGAUCUGUGGCUGUCUGUGCUGACCCUAGGCAUUGUCUGUGCUGUCUACACUGCUCUGGGUGGGCUGAAGGCAGUCAUCUGGACAGAUGUGUUCCAGACACUGGUCAUGUUCCUAGGGCAGCUGGCCGUCAUCAUCAUGGGGUCGGUCAAGGUGGGCGGCUUGGGGCGUGUGUGGGAUGUGGCUUCCCAGCAUGGCCUCAUCUCUGGGUUUGAACUGGAUCCAGACCCUUUUGUGCGGCACACUUUCUGGACCUUGGCCUUUGGUGGUGUCUUCAUGAUGCUCUCCUUGUAUGGCGUGAACCAGGCCCAGGUGCAGCGCUACCUCAGUGCCCGCACGGAGAAGGCUGCUGUGCUCUCCUGCUACGCAGUCUUCCCUUGCCAGCAGGUGGCCCUCUGCAUGGGCUGCCUCAUUGGCCUGGUCAUGUUUGCCUACUACCGGGAGUAUCCCAUGAGCACCCAGCAGAGUCAAGCAGCCCCUGACCAGUUCACCCUGUACUUUGUGAUAGAUCUCCUGAAAGGCCAGCCGGGCCUGCCUGGGCUCUUUGUUGCCUGCCUCUUCAGUGGCUCCCUCAGCACCAUAUCCUCUGCUUUUAAUUCAUUGGCAACAGUUACAAUGGAAGACCUGAUCCGGCCCUGGUUCCCUCGGUUCUCUGAAGUUCACGCCACCAUGCUUUCCAGAAUUCUUGCUUUUGGCUAUGGGCUGCUUUGUCUGGGAAUGGCCUUUAUUUCCUCCCAGAUGGGACCUGUGCUACAGGCAGCAAUCAGCAUCUUUGGCAUGGUUGGGGGGCCGCUGCUCGGACUCUUCUGCCUUGGGAUGUUCUUUCCUUGUGCAAACCCUCCAGGUGCCAUUGUGGGCUUGUUGGCUGGACUCAUCAUGGCCUUCUGGAUCGGCAUUGGGAGCAUAGUGACCAGUAUGGGCUCCAGCACGGCACCUUCUCCGCUUAAUGGGUCCAGCUUUUCCCUGCCUAGCAAUCUGACCGCUGUCACCAUGACCACAUUGAUGCCCUCGAUCACCCUCUCCAAGCCCACAGGGCUACAGCGGCUCUAUUCCCUGUCAUAUUUAUGGUACAGCGCUCACAACUCCACCACAGUCAUUGUGGUGGGCCUGACUGCCAGUCUGCUCACUGGGGGAAUGCGGGGCCGGACCCUGAACCCUCGGACCAUUUACCCCGUGUUGCCCAGACUCCGUGCCCUCCUGCCCCUGUCCUGGCAGAAGCGACUUCACUGCAAAAGCUACAGCCAGGAGCUGUCCGUGGACACCACCACGUUUCCUGAGAAGAUGAGAAACGGGAUGCUGGGGGGCAGCAGUGACAAGGAAGCCAUGGUGGUGCCUGAGGCAGCUGCAGCCUGCCAGGGGGAGAGCAGCCCCACCUUCAUCGUCCAGGAGACCUCACUGUGAUGCCGACUCGGGGCCCAGGCCUGUGAUACGGGGAUGAGUUUCUUGAUGUGUUCUGUGGAGACAGUGGAUGGUCUAGCCCACACCAAAGGUCCUUGUUCCUAGGGAUCUGCACUGCAGUAGAAACUGUCAUGUAGUGGGACUUGCGAGGGUAGGAUGGGGUUUCCCUUAUCCCUUGCCAGACUGUUUUCUAGAGGAUGAGGAUUGCAGGGGACAGGAUUUUGCCAGAAAAGGGGAUAGAAGCAAAACCUCUUGAAAAAGGAUAAUAGCUUCAGAUCCAUUGUUACCAGGCUCCUUUGAAAUGAAUAGAAACAGCAGUGCUGGUUAUAACUGCUCUGGGGCAUGAUUUGGCAAGAUUGACCACCUCUACCCUAAAACUCAAAGCUGCCUCGGGCAGCUACUGCUUCUCUUGCAGUCCCUUCUAAACCUGGAUUCUGUCCACCAGAGGGGCCCUCUGACUCCUUACAGGUUGUCUGACAUCCAGGCUCUUCUCAUUCUUGCCUGUCUACCUCCAGUCUUGAGAGGGAGGUCUUGGUGUCCCUGAGAGACCCCUCGGAAUAGACGGGUACAUCCAUCUCCUUUGUGUAGGGUAGGGAAGCUUUUCACUUCACUGCCCUCCCCCUCUCCCUCUGUAAGGGGCACCUGGGGGUGGGGCAUAUUUUGGGCCAAGAAACCAGGGCAUGACCAGCCCCACUGUGGAGUGUGCCGUCCCUCUCAGUCCCAAGGCACACCACCCUAGUGUCAUCGUGUCAUUCACGUUCCUGUUGCCUUUUGGAGUUUCUUUCCCACAUGUCUUUGUUCCUAGGGAAUAAAAACUGCCAUUGGGCCUAGAGUCUGGGCUCCUGUGCCGUCUGCAGCUGCUCUUGUCCAUCCCAGCCCCAGCCCUGGUGAGGAUGAAGAGCCCCCUGCUGUGCACACGUCUCCUGCUGAGGACAGACAGAGGGGACCAGCACCAGCUCUUUGAGGUUUCAGGAUUGGGCAGCCGGCAUGUCUGCAGGGGGCAGAAUUGUCCUCAUCAGGGUGCAGGAUGCACACUGCUGCGUCUCAUCAUGUGGCACUGUCUGUCUCCUGUCUUGCCUUAUCCUUGACCAGAACAAUCAUUGCUACUCUGAGCCUUUUACUUCUGGGGCUGGAGGAAGAAUCUGCUAUUUGGCUUUAAAAAUAGAACAUUCAAGCUGGACUUUUAUGGUCUUGUGAAUAACGCUGUGCUCAUGCUCACCAACACCUGGUCUCUGCCCCUGCCUGGCCCCAUCCAGCUGCCCAGAACAGCCCUCUCCGGGCCCCUGAGCAGAGACUUGGUCCCAGGCCAAUCUGUGGACCAUCCCAGAAAAUGCCAUGUUGACUCUGCCCUGAGGUCUGCCCUUCUCUCGACGGCUCCUGCACCUGGGGGCUGAGGCGGCAGUGCACCUGGCUAACUACGCCAUCUACCAAGGGCCAGACAUCUAGACCUAACCUGGCUGUCAUUUGUUCAUCCUUCAUCAUACUCAUCCAUCACUUCCCACAGGCAAGGGCCUUACUUGGGCCAUUUUGCAGCUAAGGAAAUGGUUGUGCCACCCCAGGACCUUGCACCAGGUGCCACCAUCAUUUCAGAGUUGCCUCAUUGAGUCUCAAAUUCUUGCAUUUUAGUUAAUGUUUGUACAGAAAAAGGGAAAAACCACAGGACUCAAAAUUUCCAAGAAGUAAUGAUAUUUAAAGUAUGAUAAAGACUUGGUUUUCCAGUG